Messenger RNA from Zingiber officinale, 1490 nucleotides. RefSeq names its product probable serine/threonine-protein kinase PBL3. Bases 212 to 1375 code for a protein of 387 amino acids. The transcript is spliced from 5 exons. NCBI's taxonomy places the organism in Eukaryota, Viridiplantae, Streptophyta, Magnoliopsida, Zingiberales, Zingiberaceae. The record is from RefSeq and is a predicted model, not a curated record. Gene Ontology annotation, biological process: protein phosphorylation. Gene Ontology annotation, molecular function: ATP binding; protein kinase activity.
UCCUCCUCCUCCUCCUCCCUCUUCCUCUGACCUCCCACGCCGCUCCGCUCGUUAUUAGUACUAGAAAGCCCACCCCCUCUCGAGCGGCGAGUCGAGGAAGAAAGAGCGGGCUUUGGGGCUGCCGGUCGCUCGCUUUCCUUCAGAUCUAACAGAGUCUAGGGCUUCAGUCGAUGAUCUGGUGAGCGCUUCUGUUUCCGGGCGGGGAGAGGACAUGGGUAAUUGCUUGAACUCUUCGUCUCGGGUCGAGAACGCUCAUCCUCCUCAGAACGCCUCGAGUUCUUCGAAAGCAGCGGUUACUAGUAAGAGAAGUUUGUUUUCUGUUUCCUCGAUUCGGACAACAUGCUCGACCCCGUCUACUCUAUCUGUGCAAUCCUCUAGUGAUAUGAUAGGCAGUCUCACUACUCCUACACCGAGAACUGAAGGUGAAAUAUUAUCAUCCUCACAGCUGAAGGCUUUCACCUUCAUCGACUUGAAAAACGCCACGAGAAAUUUCCGACCCGAAAGUCUGCUGGGGGAAGGAGGAUUCGGUUAUGUCUAUAAAGGUUGGAUCGAUGAGCAAACCUUUUCGGCUUCAAAACCAGGAUGUGGGAUGGCUGUUGCAGUUAAGAAGCUUAAACCUGAAAGUUUCCAAGGUCACAAGGAAUGGCUGACAGAGGUUGAUUAUCUAGGUCAGCUUCACCAUCCAAAUUUAGUCAAGCUUAUUGGUUAUUGUUCAGAGGGGGACAAUAAACUGCUUGUCUACGAGUUCAUGCCGAAAGGCAGCUUGGAAAAUCACCUCUUCAGAAGUUCUCAGCCACUCUCAUGGGUAACGAGGAUCAAAGUUGCAAUUGGAGCUGCUAGAGGACUCACUUUCUUGCACGACGCCGAAUCGCAAGUCAUAUAUAGGGAUUUUAAGGCAUCCAAUAUUCUUCUCGACUCGGAAUUCAAUGCUAAGUUAUCGGACUUUGGCUUGGCGAAGGCUGGACCGACCGGCGAUAAAACUCAUGUGUCGACUCAGGUCAUCGGUACUCAUGGAUAUGCAGCUCCAGAGUAUAUUGCUACAGGUAGACUCUCAGUGAAAGCCGAUGUGUAUAGUUUCGGCGUCGUGUUGUUGGAGCUCUUGUCUGGACGCCGUGCUGUGGACAAAUCGAAGAUGGGAAUAGAGCAGAAUCUAGUCGAAUGGGUGAUACCCUUUUUGGGAGACAGGCGAAAAUUAUAUCGGAUCAUGGACAGGAGUCUGGAAGGCCAGUACCCAAAGAAAGGAGCCCUUGCGGUUUCCAUACUCGCUUUGCAAUGCAUCUCCGACGACCCGAAACUCCGUCCCAAGAUGUCUGAUGUAUUGGCCUCUCUAGAGCAACUGCAAGGCGUUUCCUCUGCUGCAGGAAAAUCAGUAUAAAUCUGUCAGCGGCGUCACUAAUUAGUCGUAGUAUCCUCUUUAGUACCGAGAGAGCGUGAGAGAUCUCUCAUUUGAUCUUGUAUUUUUUGAGUGAAUGCCACGUCUUUGCAACAAA